AUGAGCGUCAAGGUUAUUGCUACUUGCGCAUCUUUGGGUAGCGCCAUUGUGCUAGUGAGUGCGGUGGUCAGCCUAGGGUAUCUCUUCAAUGAUAUCCACUCUUUCUACUCGGAGGCCGUUUCCGAUAUGAGUGAAUUCCAAUUGUACGCCAACGAUGCCUGGACUAACAUGGUUAACAGUAUGGCUGGAACAACCGCCAGUAAUGCCAAGAACUUCGAUACCAUUUUCGGACGACACAAAAGGUCAAAUGCCAAAUGCAACUGUGGCCCUAAACCCAACGGAUGUCCCGCUGGUCCACCAGGACCUCCAGGAGAAGCCGGCAAACCGGGAGACAAUGGUGACAUGGGAAAGCCUGGAAAUCCUGGUAUCAAAGGAGUCGCACAAGGAAUGUCGGAUACACCCAGUGGCUGCAUCAAAUGCCCACCAGGACCUCCCGGACCCCCUGGACCCGAGGGAGCCGCUGGAGAAUCAGGCCCAGCUGGAUCAAAGGCAGAUGAUGGCAAGCCCGGAGCCAAAGGUCAAGAUGGACCCGACGGCGAGCCUGGUGAUGCUGGAAAGAAUGGAGAGCCUGGCAAACAAGGAGAGCCCGGAAAAGCCGGAGAAAAUGGAACAAAAGGCAAAGGAGCCCCUGGACCCGCUGGAGCACCAGGACCAAUUGGACCAGCUGGAGGAGCCGGAGCUCUGGGAGCAGCAGGACAACCUGGCAAGGAUGGAACCCCCGGACCUGCUGGAAACAAAGGAAAAGACGGUGACAAGGGUCACGAUGGAGAGGGUGGAGUGCAAGGAAUUGUCGGAGCCCCGGGACCUGACGCUGCCUACUGCCCAUGCCCUCCGCGGUCCACUGAGAUCAUUGCUAAGGCUAACGGUGGAGACAAAGCUACGGAUGCUGGCUCUGGCUAUGUUUACCGAAAA
Molecule: messenger RNA, 912 nt
Organism: Mesorhabditis belari
Lineage: Eukaryota; Metazoa; Nematoda; Chromadorea; Rhabditida; Rhabditidae
Source: the annotation of a GenBank genome assembly